UGCUGGAACUCUGUGAUGCUGAUUGAAGGGAAAGAGGAGGCGGUCAAGUCCUGCCUGUCUCCCUCCCAGAUGAAGGGCCAGGUCUUCUGCUAUAGCUCGCGGAACGUCUCCAAGAGGAACUGCUGUUUCACCGACUUCUGCAACAACGCGACGCUUCAUCUGCCAACAGGGGGAAACAGCUGGAGCAACCUGGAGCUGGUGAUGGUGAUCCUGGUGCCUGUUUGCCUGUUGUGUGUCAGCGUCCUACUGUGGGUCCACACUCUGCAUGGACAGCACUGUAUCUACAGGACAGCCAACACAAGUGAAAUGGAGGAGCCUUUGGAUGACCAGAUGUCCCCUGACAAGCGUCUCAAAGAACUCAUAUUUGACAUGAGCACCUCGGGGUCUGGAUCUGGACUUCCACUGCUUGUCCAGAGGACAAUAGCCAGGACGAUUGUCCUGCAGGAGAGCAUCGGGAAAGGCCGGUUUGGGGAGGUGUGGCGGGGGAAGUGGAGGGGAGAGGAUGUGGCGGUGAAGAUAUUUUGGUCGCGGGACGAGAGGUCCUGGUUCCGGGAAGUGGAGAUGUACCAGACCAUCAUGCUCAGACACGAAAACCUUCUGGGCUUCAUUGCUGCUGACAAUAAAGACAACGGGUCAUGGACUCAGCUUUGGCUGGUGUCAGAAUACCAUGAGCAUGGAUCCAUGUUUGACUACCUGAACAGGUACACAGUCUCUGUGGAGGGGAUGGUCAUCCUUGCCGUCUCUAUAGCCAGUGGACUCGCUCACCUACACAUGGAAAUCAUCGGUUCUCAGGGAAAGCCUGCCAUUGCUCAUAGAGAUUUAAAAUCGAAGAAUAUUUUGGUGAAGAAGAAUGGUACUGCUGUCAUUGCUGACCUGGGCCUGGCGGUGAAGCAUGAUUCAGUCACCAGCACUACAAAUAUUCCAUCCAAUCACAGAGUGGGAACAAAGAGGUAUAUGGCUCCAGAGGUCCUGGACGACACAAUCAACAUAAACACGUUUGAGUCGUUCAAGAGGGCUGACAUCUACUCCUUGGGCUUAGUGUUCUGGGAAAUGGCAUGGAGGUGCCCUGUGACAGGGAUCUAUGAAGAUUAUCAGCUGCCUUACUAUGACAUGGUGGCUUCAGAUCCAUCAGCAGAAGACAUGAAAAGGAUUGUCUGUGACCAAAAAUUGAGACCCAGCAUUCCCAACCAAUGGCAAAGCUGUGAGGCACUGAGGGUGAUGGGUAAAAUAAUGCGUGAGUGCUGGUAUGCCAAUGCUGCUGCUCGCCUCACUGCACUACGGAUAAAGAAAACCGUCUCCCAGAUGACCAUCAUCAUGAAUGGCAAAGACUCGCUGGCCUCUCGGCUAACAUGAAUGUAAAGGUUCUGGUUCCAGACCUCAAUUGUGGACCUUCAACCAUGAACAGUAAGUGCCCUGCAGUGGCAGUGCUUGGCUUUCUAUGCCAAAGAAACGAGAUGUUAUUCAGAUGCAAAAGUUACUGUUAGGAUGCAUAUCCUCACCAUAAUGGUCAUAUGAGACCAAGAAAAUGCAGGUAUAUUGUAUAGAUUCCACACUACCUCAAAAAGUGGCUAGAGAAGCUGUACAGCAAGCCAUUCAUGUAAUGCUCAAAAAUAUGUGUAUUGAUUGUACUUUGCACCUGCUGCUAUGCCUGACUGUGCAGGAAAUUUGUGGUCUGUUCCGUGGAGGUUACCACAUUUCCCCACAAUCGGUAGAGCUAAAUACUUUAUGCCUGUGAAUGA
Conger conger (European conger) is the source of this 1739-nucleotide messenger RNA. Its product is annotated as activin receptor type-1C-like. Gene Ontology annotation, cellular component: activin receptor complex; plasma membrane. Bases 16 to 1353 code for a protein of 445 amino acids. Gene Ontology annotation, biological process: nervous system development; cellular response to growth factor stimulus; activin receptor signaling pathway. NCBI's taxonomy places the organism in Eukaryota, Metazoa, Chordata, Actinopteri, Anguilliformes, Congridae. Gene Ontology annotation, molecular function: activin receptor activity, type I; ATP binding. The record is from RefSeq and is a predicted model, not a curated record. The transcript is spliced from 8 exons.